Molecule: messenger RNA, 658 nt
Organism: Nothobranchius furzeri (turquoise killifish)
Lineage: Eukaryota; Metazoa; Chordata; Actinopteri; Cyprinodontiformes; Nothobranchiidae
Gene: gal
Product: galanin/GMAP prepropeptide
Biological process (GO): neuropeptide signaling pathway
Cellular component (GO): extracellular region; secretory granule
Molecular function (GO): neuropeptide hormone activity; galanin receptor binding
Source: RefSeq, a predicted model, not a curated record
AAGCUCUUUAAAAGCCGGACCGAGUCGUGGCUCCAGCCAAACUCACAUCAACUCUCCACUCAGUUCCACACGUGACGUCAUGGUCCCGACGAAGAUGCAGAGGUGUUGCAGUCUUUUUUGCGUGUCUCUUAUUUUUUGUGCAACCCUGUCCGAGACCAUCGGGCUCGUCAUUGCGGCAAAAGAGAAGCGCGGUUGGACUCUGAACAGCGCUGGAUAUCUGUUAGGUCCUCGUCGUAUUGAUCACCUAAUUCAGAUAAAGGAUUCCCCCAGUGCCAGAGGCAGAGACGAGCUGGUCGCUCAAUAUGCAAUAGGUGGACACAGGACACUGGGAGACAAGGCGGGUCUGGCUGGCAAAAGGGACAUGGGCCAGGAGGACGACUUAAGAACAGGUGCUCUAAGAAUAGGAGAUGAAGACAUCAUACACACCGUCAUUGACUUCCUGUCUUACCUUAAACUUAAAGAAAUGGGAGCUUUGGAGAACCUGUCUCCUUCUGCCACAUCAGAUGAGCUGACCAACCCCUAACUCUGCUGUUUGCCUCUACGAUGUUUCAGAGGUUUGCCCUUGAUGUGGCACUGUUUUAACCUCACUGACCAUCUGUUAGCUAAAUGUGAUAUUUGUGUUUUUAUGUAAAUAAAACCCUUUAUCUACAGAAUCUCA